This is a messenger RNA of Spinacia oleracea (spinach), 1215 nucleotides long. RefSeq names its product F-box/kelch-repeat protein At3g23880-like. Gene Ontology annotation, molecular function: protein binding. The coding region runs from base 1 to 1215 and encodes 404 amino acids. The record is from RefSeq and is a predicted model, not a curated record. Lineage: Eukaryota; Viridiplantae; Streptophyta; Magnoliopsida; Caryophyllales; Amaranthaceae. The transcript has 2 exons.
AUGGAGAUUAGAGAAAACCCUAACCUUAACCCUAACCCUAAUAUAUCCGAUGAUCUUUUGAUGACAAACAUCCUCCCAAGACUACCUCCAAAAUCACUAAUCCGAUACAAAACUGUUUGUAAACAAUGGCGAUCCAUAAUCUCAAACCCUAAUUUCAUCGAAUCGAAUCUUCGACUAUCGAAAACAAAUCAUAAUAACAAUGGGGUUUUGGUCCCAUCUUUAUCUAAGUCUUUAUCAAGAGAAAGGGUAGAAACAUUAACCUACAUCUCUUAUGAUGAUUUCAGCACCACAGACUUCCAAUUCAAUAAGUCGAAAUACGGAUUUUAUAAUCUUGGUUCAUGCAAUGGAUUACAAUGCUGCUGGCUAAAUUGUGGUGAAAUGUGUGUUUGGAAUCCAAUCACUAGCGAAUGCCGUAAAAUUCCAGACCCACUCGCGGAAUAUCCAUGCCAGUAUGUUUCAGGGUUCGGGUACAUCCCGUCGUUGGAUGAUUACAAGCUUGUGAUCUUGGACCUAAGGGAGGUGAUUCGAGUUUAUUGUUAUACGUUGAGGAGUUGUGAUACCGAAUGGAAACAACUCUAUGCGGAUAUUGGUUUGGGACGUAUUAGUCCUUUGUACGGUUAUUUAUGUCCUGGAAUUGUUUUGCCUAAUUCGAAAUCACAUUGGUUAGUAAGAUAUAACAUUGAUGACUACAACAAUGAAGAUGACUUGAUUAUUCUAGGGUUUGAUAUGGAAAUGGAUACCAUCAACACAGUAAACCCGCCCGAGGAAAUUAUUGUGGCCUGGCAGCAGAGGAUCCGGAUCCGACACAGUGGCGUCUAUACUUGUCUGAGUAGCAUUAAGGAUGAUCUAUGUAUUGCGAUGACGGCCCGCGCGUACGGGGAGGGGGUAAGUGGAUGUCUACAAGUGUGGAGGCUUGAACGGUACGGUGAUUCGAGUUCAUGGAACAAGUUUUUGAAGCUUAACAAUGUCGAGAUCCCUACGAGUUCAUGUAACUUUUUUACUUUGUAUGAGUCUAGGGAUGGUGUGAAGUUAUUAACGCAUUCGACCUCGAAAGUAUGGAGUUUGUACCUAAAGAGUAAGAGUGAUCAUCAAAUUAUUACGCUUCAUGAAUGGUUUGAAGAUGAAACGUCUCAAUAUUGGGAAUACUUUGUACCGGCAGUCUCGUAUGUUGAAAGUCUUGUUUCACCUUUCAUGACGUACAACCAAAGAACCUAG